AUCGGUGUGCUUUUGGUACUUUUGAUUUCCAGACAUUUUCUGCGUUCUAAAUCCAGCGACAUUUGUUACUGGAUGAAAAAGUUAAAGCAAGAUGGAUGUAAUAGUCGAAGAACACGUCAAUCCUGAGGAUUUAAAGAAAUUUGAAAAAACAUAUCGUGACCAAGAAUUGAGAGGAAAACCCAGUGAUAAGGCUAUGUUUGAUUAUGCCUGGUGCCUAGUUCGAAGCAAAUAUUUACAGGAUAUGCAGAAGGGGGUAGCAUUGCUUGAAGAAUUAUUUCGUAAAACUAAAGAUGAAGUUGCUAAGAGAGACUAUUUAUAUUAUAUGUCUAUAGCAUAUACCAGAAUAAAGGAAUAUGAUACAGCACUAAAAUAUGCCAAUGCUAUUAGAAAAAUUGAACCUGGUAAUAAACAAGCUGUACAAUUAGAAGAUUAUAUUAAGAAAAAGAUGAAGAAAGAAGGUCUGAUGGGAAUAGCAAUUGUUGGCGGAGCUGCACUAGCACUUGGUGGAAUAGUCGGACUAGGACUGGCUGCAUUAUCAAAAAAAUGAGAAAUACCUUAUAAUGACAUUUAUGAAUGAAAAUAAAGUUAAAUAAGGUGGUAAUUAUAUAUAUUAAUGGGACCUGCCAUUUAUAUUUAUAACAUAUUCUAUUUACAGUAAUCGUGGGUUUUGAUAGCUGUAAACAACAUGAUCAUAUAUACAUGAUUCGAAAGCAGCAAAAUGAAUAGCCACAGAUAAUCAUGUCUUCGUGUUCUUCAUGUUCUUUUUAUUCAGACAAGUAAAAAUUUGUUGUUUUUUUUUAUAUAUAUAUAAAAUAAAUUAUUUAUGAUGUUAUCUGAUCGAAUUAUUAUAUGAAAAUACGAAAUGUCUGUUUUUUGUUAAUAUUUUCAUUUCACAAAUUUUGGUGCAGACAUGCGUAUAUAUUUCAUUUAAUAACCAUAUAUUUUUAAGUUCAUUAAAUGUAUUUUAUAUGUAAUUAAACAUUUAAGUAUCUUACUAACUGUUUUGGUAAUGUUACAUUUCUUUAAGGAACAGCACACCAGAAUUUACAUCAAACAUAAGAGUUUAAGACAAUAACAAACAAGUUUGCAAAAUUGUUUCUUCAAUACAUUAGCACGUCUUGUAUAUGGCCAUAUGCAGUUUGCAUUAAUUUAUGCUGCUACUACAGUGCUCUGAUUUAUUUAAAUAGGGAAUCUAUUAUGUUUUAUUAUGUGAAUGUUAAUAUCAAAAAACUAAACUGUGCUGGGCCCAGGUUUUACUACAGAAUGGCCAGUUAUCUAUGUACAUAUUGUUUUGUGUUAAAUGUAAAGUAAAUCAAUGUCAAUCAUUA
Molecule: messenger RNA, 1328 nt
Organism: Patella vulgata (common limpet)
Lineage: Eukaryota; Metazoa; Mollusca; Gastropoda; Patellidae
Product: mitochondrial fission 1 protein
Exons: 5
Coding region: 92-547 (151 amino acids)
Biological process (GO): mitochondrial fission; peroxisome fission; autophagy of mitochondrion
Cellular component (GO): mitochondrial outer membrane; peroxisomal membrane
Molecular function (GO): protein binding
Source: RefSeq, a predicted model, not a curated record